Messenger RNA from Heterocephalus glaber (naked mole-rat), 8854 nucleotides. The record is from RefSeq and is a predicted model, not a curated record. NCBI's taxonomy places the organism in Eukaryota, Metazoa, Chordata, Mammalia, Rodentia, Bathyergidae.
UUUUCUUUCUUUGCCUCUAUCUCUUUAAUUCUGUCGUUACAAUGCAUUGAAACAUUUUAAGAAAAAUAAUUUUCUGCUUGUUCUGUAUAGCAACAAUACUCGUAUAGCAAGUGUGUUUUAUUGUCGUAGUUAAUCCUGAGAAGUGUAUCUAAAUUCCAGUGGCUUGUUUACAGUAAAUUUCUUUCUACACUCCUCUGUUGGGAGACUGGUAUUAUAUUUUAUAUUAUGGCUUUAGAUUUUAUUGCAGUGUGGAACUAGUAAUUUCUGCAUAAGGCCAAGAACUUCUCUGCUCAUAAUAUAAAAAAUUGAGAUUGCUCUUUGGAAUAACAGUAACCCUUUUCAGUUUCUAGGAUUUACAAGGUUUAAGUGAAUCCUUGCUCAUGUGUUUUUAAAGUAGAUUCAGGAGGAAACUAGAAAAUUGGUAUCUCUAAGUGAUGGGAAAAUAAAAAUGUGUAAAUGUUGAAAGAGUUUAAUUUAGAAUGUUGCUUGGCCAUCUCCCCCUUGGGUACCUUUUAGUGCGUGAGUAUAAUGUGCCUUGCAAGAGACCUUGGCCUUCUUAGUCCUCUUUCCCCGAUGUCUGGCAUUGCAGCGCGGUUCUUUACAGAGCUGCAAGUUUUGCAAGAGGAGUCACACAUCCGAGAGUGCGUGAGCUCUCCUUGCCCAGUUUAGUCAUGACAUUGAGCAAACUGACCCCUGCCCUUUUGUUACCCGCUUUUUGUAAUUUUGCUGAUGCCCUUUGUUUAUCCAUGUAGACUGUCAGCCCUGGACCAGUAAGCCUGCUUUACAUUGGGAUUUCCACUCCCAGAGGGCUUCUUCUCAAAUAUUUUCAGGAUUCCUAAUAUGUACUCUAACUCACUUGAAAUACUACUUCAUAUUUCUGUAUCCUGAAUACAAAUGCAAGUUAGUUAUUCACGUCCAUUUGGGCAGUCUGGGCAGGUGAAAGAAAGAGUUGGUUCUUUCUUCAUUUUCUUUACUCCUACAAUCAAGUUUUCAUUUGAAUUAAAAAUAAAACUUGGGGCUGGAGGUGUGGCCCAGUGAGGUUCGCGUGUAAGCUUUUCCUGGUACCAGACCCUGUAUGUAGGGCUGAGAGAAGAGGGCUGGAGGCAAGUGGACCUGAGCAGACCACCACUCCUGUGUCCACUUGUGUUUGACACUGAUUUCCUUAUACAGUGGGAAGUUUCUACCUUUUUAAAUGCACUCUUUACAUCUUUUGUACAGUGGGAUCUAUGUCUAGCUUAUGUACUGGUUCCUUCUUAUUUUCAGUAUGCUUUGGUAAAGUUUUUAAAUUAUGGGAAGCAUGUUUUUUUCUUUUGGUACUGGGGAUCAAACUUGGGACCUUGUGCUUUCAAGGCAGGCAGCGGAACCACUGAGCUAAAUCCCCGGCCCCGUUUCUAUUUUUAAAUUGCUGUCCAAAGUGCUUUCUGGAUGCCAGUUUAAUGGUUUAAGCAUUGGUGGGCACCAGUUCGCUAGAUGUUUUUUUUUUUCUUUUUCUUCUUUCUUUUUGCUGCCUGUUUAAAUUUUUAUAGUUACACUGGCUUCUACGGCAUAUUUAAGAUUUGUGGUGUUAAAACUCAAGAUUUUCUUCAAAUUUCUGAAUCUUAAGUUGACAUUUUAAUUUUUUAAAUUAAAUACUAUAGUUGUCUUACAGAACUGAAUAUUCUUAAUGUAAGUAUAAGCAUUACAAUUUUGGAAUGGUAAAGAUUUUUAGUAUUGUUGUGGAGGUUCAAGUUGUGUUUUGUUGACAUACAUGUCUUAGAAUUACCUUAAAACGAGCAUAAAAAGAUAAUGGGAGCUUCUGGUACAAUUUACUGCUUGAACAUGGCCUGAUAUCCAGUGGCCUUUUCUCUCUCUGAAACAUCUACUUUUCAUUCCUGUAAACUGAGAUGCUUGUGUUAUGUAAUUCUCCUUAUCUGCUUUUGGAGUUUUACACUGCUGUUCACAUAGUAUGAAGAUCUGUGAGCAUGCUAUGGGAAAAACCAGAUGGGGUUCAAAGUAUGUUAAUCAGAUGUGCCCCGUAGACUUCCCAAGAGUGAUGCUCUGGCAGUUUGUGACUAGUGGCUGAAUUUUGCUUUGGGUGAAAGAAGAGGAGCGGGAAGUUCUGGGAACAGGAUUGUAGAGGCCUGGCUUCAUCUGCCUGCCUAAAAGCUGCAGGCAGACCCAGUGUGAAAAGGGACAGAAGAGAACUCAUGCAGUGUACGAGCAAAUAGCCAGCGCAGUUCCCUUUCCAUGGCACAAGUGACAGAUGGGCUUUCCUUGUUUAUGCUGAUAAAGUCUGAGAUUUUUUACAUGUAAUUUUAGAUUUGAGAGUAACUUAAAUGCAUAUUUGUUGUAUAUCUAUGGCUAUAAUGGAAAUAAAAACUACUUUAUGUAUUGUUUAUGCAUAUUGUCUAAUAGAGAUGAUUUUGUAAUUCAUUAUAAUCUUGAUUUUAAGAAAUCAGUAAAAUGGCUACUAUUGCUAUUUUGGGGGUCUUUAAUUUUAUUUUUGGGGGGGGUCUUUAAUUUUAGAUGUAUGUUGUGUUUAACUUUUUCCCUGUCUUUUUAUCUUUACUUUUUUGUCCUCCACAUGCUGUGGUUAAACCCUUGCACUUUCUUCACCAAAACACGGCGUGUUUGACCUCAUCUUUGUAUUGAUGUUUAUUACACAGCACUACAAAACCUGCUCCACACCUGGAUGGUUUUUGAAAAAAAGGGGAAGAAACCAACACAUUCAGAAGACUCAGAUUCCUCUUCCAGUUCCUCUUCCUCUUCAGAAUCAUCUUCAGAAAGUGAAAUUGAACAUCAGAAAAAUAGGAGAAGGAAACAUAAGAGGAGGCCCAAAGCUAAACAUUCUAAGAGGAGACGAAAGGAAGCAAGCAGUUCAGAAGAGCCAAGGAGUAAACACACUGUGAGCCCCAAAGGUCACUCUGAGAGGAGCGAUACCAAUGAAGACAGACCAGUGGAUUCAAAUGCUAAAAGGGAAAAGCCUGUUGUCCGUCCAGAAGAGAUUCCGCCCGUGCCUGAGAAUCGAUUUUUACUGAGGAGAGAUAUGCCUGUUGUCCCAGUGGAGCCUGAGCCGACGAUUCCAGAUGUGGCACCCACUGUGAGUGAUCAGAAACCAUCUGUGUCAAAGUCUGGACGGAAGAUUAAAGGAAGGGGCACCAUUCGCUAUCACACACCUCCAAGAUCAAGAUCCUGUUCGGAGUCUGAGAACAACGAUAGCAGUGAAACUCCUCCUCAUUGGAAGGAGGAGAUGCAGAGGCUGAGAGCAUACCGACCGCCAAGUGGAGAGAAAUGGAGUAAAGGAGACAAGUUAAGCGACCCCUCCUCAAGCCGGUGGGAUGAGAGAAGCUUGUCACAGAGAUCUAGGUCGUGGUCCUUUAGUGGCUAUUACUCAGACCUUAGCACAGCAAGACACUCUGAUGGUCAUCGUAAAAAACGCAGAAAGGAAAAAAAAGUUAAGCAUAAAAAGAAAGCCAAAAAGCAGAAGCACUACAGAAGACACAAGCAGACUAAGAAGAGAAGGGCUGUACUAUCUGACAUAGAAUCUUCAAAAUCUUCCACUCAACAGAUGAAGUCCUCCUGUGAUAGAGAAAGGAGGUCUCACUCUUCAUCCUCAUCAUCACAUCACUCAUCAAAGAGGGACUGGUCCAAAUCUGACAAGGGCGACCAGAGCUCUUCUACCCAUUCCAGCAGGGACUCCCACAGGUCGGAGCCUCCCUCUAGGUCUUAUUCUAGAGGGAGCUCCAGAUCAAGGGCUGCAUCACGAUCCUCAUCACAUUCUCAGAGUAGAUCCGAGUCCAGAUCUAGUUCCAAGUCAGGGCACCGAAGGGCAGCAUCAAAAUCACCAAGAGGAACAGCUUCUCAGUUAAGUGACAAUAAACCAGUUAAAACAGAAUCUUUAAGAGCAACAGUGCCACAAAAUGAAAAUGUAGUAGUACAGCCGGUGGUAACAGAAAAUAUUCCAGUAAUACCGUUGAGUGAUAGCCCCCCCCCUUCAAGGUGGAAGCCUGGACAGAAGCCCUGGAAGCCCUCCUAUGAGCGAAUUCAGGAGAUGAAAGCUAAAACGACUCAUUUGCUGCCCAUCCAAAGUACUUACAGUUUAGCAAAUACUAAAGAGACUGGCAGUUCAUCAUCCUACCAUAAAAGAGGAAAAAAUUCAGAAAGUGAUCGGAGUGCUUAUUCAAAAUAUAGUGAUAGAAGUUCCGAAAGCUCACCAAGGUCAGGGAGCAGAACUUCCAGGAGUAGGAGCAGGUCUUACUCUAGGUCAUACACGAGAUCUCGUAGUCCAGCUAGUUCACGUUCCAGGUCCAGGUCCAGGUCUCCAUCCUCUAGGUCUCAUUCACGAGGUAAGUACAGCGAUCACUCACAGUGCAGUAAAUCGUCCUCGUACACUUCCAUUAGCAGUGAUGGGGACAGACGGGCCAGGAGGAAAUUUAGAUCCAGCGGGAAAAAAAGUAACACUUCCAGUAAAAGGCGUAGCAGCAGCUCUGAAAAGACACUGGGUGGUCGGCAUGCCAAAGGUAGAGACCGGUCUUCAUGUCAGGAAGGAAGGUGUAGCGAGAGCAGGUCGUCUGUAGAUUCUUCUUCAGACAAUGAACAGUCAAGUGGUCAGGUCACCCGUUCAGUCCAGGAAAAAGAGAAGCAGGGCAGAGUGGAAAUACUGAAUAAGAAGCAGGAAAAAGACAGAGAUGCAGAGAAGUCCAAGCCUGAACGGGAAUGCUUGCGUCCAAAAACAAGAAACUCAAAAGAGAAUCUUUCCGAUCACUUUAGAAAUGGCAGUAAGCCCAAAAGGAAGAAUUACGCUGGGAGUAAAUGGGACUCUGAGUCAAAUUCAGAACGAGAUGUAACUAGAACCGGUGCAAAGGGUUCCCGGAGGUCUUCUGACAAGGAGGAAGGGGAGGCCACAUCAGAUUCUGAGUCAGAGGUCAGUGCAGUUCACAGCAAAGUUAAAUCCAAGGCAAAAUCUCCAGUGAAUGCGGGGCUGCCUGACAGUGGUGCCCGGAAAUCCAGCAGGCAGCGGCCCUCGACUUCUGGUUCUGAGAGGUCCAAUUCUAACUCUGAAAACAACAAAGGAAAGCCAUGGAAGUACAAACACUCGACAAAGGAAAGUCUGAAAAGGGACCACACCAAGAAAGUGAAGGAGAAAGGGAAAGGGAAAAAAGACAAAAAGCACAAGCCUCCAAAACGAAAGCAAGCUUUCCACUGGCAGCCUCCACUAGAGUUUGGGGAAGAGGAGGAAGAAGAGGAGGAGAGUCAUGAAAAGCAAGUCACCCAAGAGUCAAAAGAAAAAAAAGAACUUCCUGAAAACAGUGAAACCGUAAAAAAGGAUGAUACUACUCACACUGAGAAAGCCUGUGACAAGGCCAGGCUUUCAGGACAACAUAGCACAGUGACUGCGUCAUCAGCCCUGGAUCAGCUUGCCGAAGGUGACAGUAAGCCCAGCAUGUGUCCCACAGCUUUAGAUCCCGAGAAAGAGAGGGCCAGUUUGCCCCGAAACAGUCAGCAUUUUGAAGAACAAGCCCCAAGCGGAGCGGAGGAUGUGCUUCAGACAGACGAUAACAUGGAAAUCUGCACUCCCGAGAGGAGCUCCCCAGUCAAGGGAGAGGGGACAUCCCCUCUGGCCAAUUCAAGGCUCAGCACCCCACAGAUGAGCAGUGUUCUGAAACAGGAUGUGCACACAGAACCUCCCGAAGCAGAAAGAGUGAGACAGGAAAGCAGCACAUCUGAAAAGAAAACAGUGGGAGAAGGGGGGAAACUGGACAGCAGCUCAGCCAGCACGGCCAGCGCCAGUAAAAGUGUCGGGAAGAGGGAGGCAGCUGAGAAGAGCCAGGGCCGCCUCUUGGAUAACAAGUGGAAGCCUCUGCAGGGUGUGGGGAACCUGUGGACCCCUCCUGCUUCCACAUCCAGUGCUGCAGAGGCGAAGGCCCUGACUGUUGUACCAGAGACGAAACCACAAGGCUUAAGGAUAGAAAUCAAGAGCAAAAACAAAGUUCGGCCUGGGUCACUGUUUGAUGAAGUAAGGAAGACAGCACGGCUAAACCGCAGGCCAAGAAAUCAGGAAAGUUCAAGUGAGGAGCAGACACCUAGUCGGGAUGGUGACACUCAGUCCAGGAGUCCAAGUAGAUCUCGCAGUAAAUCUGACACCAAAUCCCGACACAGAGCCAGGUCCACCUCCUACAGUCGCUCCAGAAGUCGAUCAAGAACUUCCACGUCAUCUUAUCGAUCCAGAAGCUACUCUAGGAGCCGGAGCCGAGGAUGGCAGAGCCGAGGCCGAAGCCGCAGCCGCUCCUACCGAAGCUACGACAGUCACAGGACAUCCAGCAGGAGCAGGUCCAGGAGCAGCUCGUAUGACGCCCACAGCCGGUCCAGCAGGUCCUACACUUACGACAGCUACUACAGCAGGAGCCGGAGCCGGAGCCGGAGCCAGAGGAGUGACAGUUACCACCGAGGAAGAAGUUACAACAGGUGGUCCAGGAGUUGUAGAUCCUAUGGCUCUGACAGCGAAAGUGACCGCAGUUACUCUCAUCACCGGAGCCCCAGUGAAAGCAGCAGAUACAGCUGAAAACUACCAUUUUGAUAUAAAUUAUAUCUUGUUUGUAAAUAUCUGGUAACUUAAACGUUUCAGAAACUUAAUGACAGUCUGUUGUUCUAUUUUGAUAUUAGAGGUGAAUUUCAGAGAUAGACGCUUGUCAGUUGCACUCCUUACGUACAUGUGUAGAAGUCUGCAGGUGUGUCUCCUAUAAAUACUUUUAGGCCACAUUUUACAGUAGCCAACUAUGGAAUUUUCAUUUUCUUGAAUCAAGAAAUUGUGAAAUUUAUGUAAGUAUAAUUUGUGAUAUUAUUUUGGAUAGACUGUCUCUCCCCAUCUCAUGUAUCCCUAGAGUACAGAUUCUUUUUGCCCACCUUUCAGGUUUUAGCAUACAUGCUGCCAAGCAGAGAGCUUCAGAGGAGAACUGCUAAGGCGGCAGAUGUUUAGCUCCCAGUCCUGAGCUAGGUCUGGUCAGAACUGACCACCUAGACUUCGCACUGGCGGGAGCCAGCGCGGCGCCUGACUCACCUUCUGUCUCUGCCUCUCUGGGGCUCAGGAACAUGGUCGUCCAUCAUGCUGCCUACGGGCGGCAUUGCUGUGGCUGGGGGGCUCCUUAGGAAGAAAAAAUCAGCCUUAACUAUAUAUUCCUGUACUGCCUCUGAGGAGUGCAUAUUGUACAUGCUUUUUAAUAUGGGAGUUUAGACUGUAGAAAGCGUCCUACUCCAGUUUAUGCUUCGGUGCUUUCUCGGUACCUUUCGGUGCCUCUUUAAGCAUCAUCUUCAUAAUGCUACACAUAAGAGAAUGAUGUUUUGUUAAAUACACUGGCACUGAAAGUUGUUUCUUCCACGCUGUCUUUGAAUACUGGAGGAGCUUCUCUCAAGCACAUGCAUGGACUGGGCCCAGAGCGGGUGAGCCUGACCCUAAGGGUGCAUGCCCAUCCCACUCUGGCCUUCUGUACCUGUGCUUUUGAAGGAGAGGGCUGAAGAGCAUCUAAAAAGCAGCACCAGAAUUUUAACUGCCACCGUCCUGGAGACAUUGUGAGGGCUUCAUGUGUGAGUCCUCCAAGGAAGGGAUAUACCACAGCAGGGGCAGGACUCUUCCAACCAGCCUGCUUUCCUGUUUCUGCUGGGUCCCCCGCCAGCUGCGUGAAGCCACGUGACCUGGAAAACCCAGGCCACAGCCUCGAGGGCUUCAGGGUGCCACAAAGACCCCGGUUUGUGGCUUUGGGUGGUUCUCCAAAAAUGACUCGACCUGUAAAAACUAGUGUGAUUUUUUUUUUUUUUUUAAUCUUUUGUUUGCAGUUUUCCCCCAAGUGUACUUAAUCACCUUAGUGCCAAUUUCAUCCAGUGACGCCGGGGAAUUCCUGUCGCAUGUCCAGUGUCAAAGUCUGCUCUCCUGCCCCAAGCCUUGGCCUGGGCUGUCUAGGAAAUAGCAGAGACCCCAGCUGGGGGGAUGUGACAGGGGAUGUGUCAGAGCUGCCGUCCAGGGCUGGGGUAGAGCUUUGCGGUGGAGCGAGGCCCUGGGCUCGGUCCCGGCAGGAGGCACAGUGUGUGAGCAGGGCUGGUGGGCCGUUGUUUACCGUGGCAGCAGACAGCAGUUCCUCAGAAAAGAACGGAGUCAAAGAUCAGGACUUGAGAGAGAAUAUAAAACAACGUGUGGUUUGUAUCGGGUUUUCAAAAGUUGCCUGCAAAGGAGGAUAUUGUUUUAAUAUAGCAGCUGGAGAGGAAAAAGGCAUUCAGAACAUUCUGAACAGAAACUGCCAGAUCAGCCAGGCGAAGAAGAGUGACUCUUGGCAGUGUAUUAGCUCUUUGUUGCCUUGUGUGACAAAUGAGCCACGUUGUGCAGCUUGUGGAGCACUCGUGUUGUCCUGUGCUGGGCCAGGGCUGUGUGGUCCGGCUGGGUUCUCUGCUUAGACUCUCCAAGGUGGAGGCUCGGGAGGGACUGCUUUGGGCUCCUCAGUCACGGCCAGCUCCUUUACAUCCCUUCUGCGUGGCCCCUAGAGCCCUUGGCUGGCAUGCUCCACAUCUCUGCCCUCCCUCCGAUCUUCAGGGGCCGUGUAAGGGCUGUCACAGUCGCGGGUUCUGGGGACCGGCACAGAGCGGGGGAGGGCACUUCAGAGCCGUGUGGACCUCGGGCAGCACCUCUACCCGUCACAGCCGAGGGCAGGUGGGAUUUUUAUCCCGGAAGGAGGCCCUAGAAGCCCGUUUCCCUCAGAAAAGGCUGGCCCUGCUGCAGUGUUGGACUUGUGGGUUUACUAAGUGAACUACAGAAAUAGCUUUUCUUCCUACAGGGCAUGGGUCUGUAUUUUGAAGUUAUUUUUUAAUAAAAUUGAAUCAUGUUGUGUAA